Cryptosporidium ubiquitum is the source of this 2793-nucleotide messenger RNA. RefSeq lists its product as uncharacterized. NCBI's taxonomy places the organism in Eukaryota, Apicomplexa, Conoidasida, Eucoccidiorida, Cryptosporidiidae. Bases 1 to 2793 code for a protein of 930 amino acids. The record is from RefSeq and is a predicted model, not a curated record. The transcript has a single exon.
AUGAUUGAAAAAUAUCCAAACUUAAGUAAUGAAAGAAUUAAUAUAGAGAAUCCCAUUGAAUUAUUAGAAAAUGAAUUUACCUCAGAAAAAAAAAGCUUAGGCAACGAAUCAAACAAGUACAUUGGAAAAGAAUUUCACGGAGUCAUUCCAUUUGAAUAUAAUAAUGGAUAUGGAUAUUUACAUACAAGACUAAAGUGGAUUUUGGACAAUAAUGAAAUAAAUGGCCAAUUUAAAAAUGAAAUUUACUCUUUUCUUGAAACUCUUGGCGAACUGAGAGUUUUGGGAGUAUAUAAUGAACCGUACAAAAGAUAUCGGAGAGCAUUUGAUACCUUUUCAAUGAAAUUUGAUUCUUGUGAUGACUACAAUGAAAACAUAAUUGGUGAUUUACGUUACCAGUGUUAUCAGAGUUCUGCAUCCGGUAGAAAAGAACUAAAAAUUAUUGAUAGAUUUAUUAAAGAAUGGAGUAAGCGUGAUCGAGAAAACAAACUAUUACAUUCAUAUAGGGGUGCAAUGUCAGAAUGGCUGAAUAGAAGUGAGCUCGGUGCGAAUAAAAUGGAAUCACAAAUGAAUAAUAGAGAAGAUGUUUUCAAAGAGAUUUUAGAUUCUUUAAAAGAUGUAAAUAACCUCUUACAACAGUCACAAAUAUUAUCUUUUCUAUCCCCGUCAUAUAUUUCAGAAAGACUAUUUCCAUUUAUGGUAGGGCAAACUAAUAAUUCAACUGGAGCUCUAUCAUGCGGGAUUUUUGGAGAGACAAUUAGAUCCGAAACACCUAAUCUAGGUGGUUCUCUUUCUUCUAUUGAAUUGGGGACUGAAAAUGUUGUAGAAGAAGAUGUUGCUAUUUUAAUCGAGGGAAGACCAAGCUCUUUAAGAACAGAGCCUGUUUUGGAAGCUAUUCAAAAAAGCAAUGAAAAUUCACUUAGUGUGAAUACAAACAAAAACGAGUCAGUUAUGAAUUGGAUAAAAGGUGGUUUUAACAGAAAACAGGAUUCUUAUGGAAAGCCGGAACUGAUUUAUGAUAGCAUUCACAAAGAAAUGAAAAAAAAAAUAUUAUCAGAUAGAGAAAAAAUUUUAUCUCAGAGACUGGGCCAAAAGUUGUGUGAUAUUGAGAAGAACGUUUCAACUCCCUCUAUAUUGAAUAAGGACCUUAUUAUAAAAGAAUAUUUUAGAAACUACCUUUCAGUUUACAAAAUCUUUAUUUCUAUGAGGGAAAGUUUAUAUAAACAACGUAAAUAUUAUAAAACUAUUCCCACAAUUGGUUCUAUUAAAUAUAAGAGACAGGGGAUUGAGCUCGAAGAAGUACGAACCAGACAAUUUCAAAGCAUUUACAACGAUGGAAUUUUUUCUGAACCAGCUAGUAAGGUCCGUAGAGUCUUAAUCUACAGGAGUGAAUGGAAGCGCCCUCCGAUGUACUUAUUAAUUACACACAGAGGAAGGCAUUGCAGAGGAAAUAAUCCACUAGCCAAAGAAGAUAAUAUUAAUUACGAUAUUGACACAGAUGAAGAAUGGGAAGAACAAUUUGGUGGUGAGGAUGUUGAAAACAUCGAUGAUGUGCCUGAUGUCUGUGAAGAAGACGAUGACAAUGAUGCAGUUGCUUCAGGAUGGUUAGUUCCGGACGGUUGCUUUCAGUCAGAUGAACUAUUGGAUGAAUUCACAAUUGAGAAUUCGAUAAACGAUAACGGCACAAAUAUUGUAAACCUAUUUUCUAUUUCAUCUCAAUAUCCGUCCCCAGUUGUAAUUUCAUUUCUUAAUCAUUCAAGUAUUGAUUUUGGGGUUGGAAUUUCAAUUCCGAAUGAAGAAUAUGUCAAUUCUAUACUAAAAGGCUAUUUAAUACAUUUUACACAAGAUUUUAGUUGUAUAUAUAAUAAGACAGACUUAUCUGGAUAUUUGAGUAUUACACCAGAUGAGUCAAAAUCUUUGAUCUCGUCAAAUACUUCAGAGAUUUUAAGUAAAAAGAAAAGUGUUCUUGACCUGCAGUUAAAGCAAGAUUUAUCUUACUUUAUUCAUGGAAAAUGGGCAUCAAUCAGAAAAAUAAUCGAAGAAUUUUUUGAAGUGUACAACUAUAAAGAUAUUAAAAAGGCCUCGGUUAUUCACUUUAUUAAAGAAAAUGUACGAAAGGCAAAACUUGAAGGAGAUGUAAGGUCUAGGUGGUAUGUAAACGAAAACAAUACAAGUCUUGAAUUAGAUUUUAGAAAAUUAUCUGAAUUAUUGUUACAGAGAAAAGGAGAAGAAAAAAAUCUUUUAAGUAAAGUGGAGCCCACAAAAAUAAGGCAGAAUCGAGCAUACUUACAAUCAGAUACCUCCCCAAAUCUUAAAUCACAGGCACAAUUUCCUGAAAACUCCCAAAAUUCAAAUUCUAAUGGAAAGGGAAAACUGCCGAGCUCCUGCAAAUAUUUGAGUGACGCUGACCCAGAAUAUCCUGUAAAUUACAAAAUUGUUUCAGAGGAUAAUGAGAACGGUAACAUCAAUUCACAAUUUGGCAUUAAAAUGACUGGUGGAACAUUAAAUUUUAUUUCAUCUUCUCAAGGAAGUGAGCAGCCAAGCUUCAGGGGGCAAGCAAUUGAAAAGGAAACGCAUACAAGGACAGCUCAUAAUAAUAAAAAGAGAAAAUGUUCAACUCCAAUAAGGAUUGCGUCCAAAAGUCAUUCUGACUGCUCAACUAACCAAGAAAAAAAGAAAAAUGGAAUCGAUGGGCUUGAUAGUAUUAAAACAAGUACUCCGGAUAGUAAAAGCUAUGCGCAUUUAUACAACAAUUCACUAAUUACACACUUCUUCCCGCCCAAAAUAAAAGACUGA